This is a messenger RNA of Chrysochloris asiatica (Cape golden mole), 1398 nucleotides long. Its product is annotated as keratin, type II cytoskeletal 2 oral-like. Gene Ontology annotation, biological process: intermediate filament organization; keratinization. Gene Ontology annotation, cellular component: keratin filament. NCBI's taxonomy places the organism in Eukaryota, Metazoa, Chordata, Mammalia, Afrosoricida, Chrysochloridae. The coding region runs from base 1 to 1398 and encodes 465 amino acids. The record is from RefSeq and is a predicted model, not a curated record. The transcript has 10 exons. Gene Ontology annotation, molecular function: structural constituent of skin epidermis.
AUGCCCUGGUACCUUUGGGGGUCCUGGAGGGAGAGGCCUGGAUGGUGGCUCGGAAGUGCUGGAGGGAGACCUGGUGGCUUUGGGGGAAUUUCUUAUGGAGCUGGGGGCUUUGUGAGUCCAGGGGGCUUUCCCCUGGGCAUCCAAGAGGUGACCAUCAAUCGGAGUCUACUGCAGCCUCUGAAUAUAGAGAUCGACCUUCUAAUUGGGGAGGUGAAGACCGAAGAGAAGGAGCAGAUCAAGACCCUCAACAAUAAAUUUGUCUCCUUUAUUGACAAGGUGCGCUUUCUGGAGCUGCAGAACAAGGCGCUGGAGACCAAGUGGUGCCUCCUGCAGGAGAAGACAGCCACCUCCAAGGCCAGUGCCAAUGAGCUGCAUCCCUUCUUUGAGUCCUACAUUGGCUGUCUCCAGGCCCAGCUGGGCAGACUGAAGAUGGGUCGGGGCCGGCUGGAUGGGGAGCUGGGUAUGAUGCAGGCCCUUGUGCAGGAGUACAAGAGGAGGUAUGAGGAUGAGAUUAACAAGCACUCAGAGACUGAGAAUGACUUCAUGGUUCUGAAGAAGGAUGUGGAUACUUACUAUAUGACCAAAGUGGACUUGGAAAUCCAAGUAGAGAGCCUGACCAAUGAGUUUAACUUCCUGAAAGCCAUUUAUGAAGCUGAAUACAAUCAAGUCUUAUCAGAAUCCAGUGAUAUUUCUGUGGUCCUGUCCAUGGACAAUAACCGACACUUGGAUCUGGACAGUAUCAUCACUGUGGCCAAGGCCCAGUAUGAAGAGAUUGCUGAGAAGAGCAAGGCUGAGGCCCAGACCCUGUACAAGACCAAGGUAAAUACGCUGGAGACCAUGGCUGGCAAGCAUGACGACGACCUGAGGAGCACCAAGCAUGAGAUUGCUGAGCUCAACAGGGUGAUCCAUAGGCUGAGGGCAGAGACUGAGAGUGUCAACAAGCAGAAUGCCAACCUGCAGGCAGAAAUUGUUGAUGCUGAGCAGCGGGGUGAGUUGACCCUCAAAGAUGCCCAAACCAAAUUGGCAGAAUUCAGAGAAGCCUUGCAGCAGGCCAAGGAGAACCUGGCCCAUCUCUUCCGUAAUUAUCAGGACCUGAUGAACAUCAAGCUAGGUUUGGAUGUGGAGAUUGCCACCUACCAGAAGAUGCUGGAGGGCGAGGAGUGCAGGAUAUCUGGGGAGUUCCAGAGCCCAGUGUAUAUUUCUGUGGUCAAGCACAUGUCCAGCAACAAGAUCAUCAGUGUUGGAGGCAAUAACAGUAGUGGCAGAGGUGGUUGGAGGGGCAACAGAGGUGGCCAAGGCAUCCAACAAAGCAUCCAACAAGGCCGUGGGUAUACCACUGUUGGGAAAGGUGUUCAGUCUGGAAGCACAAGCAUCUCCAUGGGCACCAACUGUGUCUGA